Messenger RNA from Penicillium antarcticum, 567 nucleotides. Its product is annotated as snoRNA-binding rRNA-processing protein IMP3. Gene Ontology annotation, molecular function: snoRNA binding; rRNA binding; structural constituent of ribosome. Gene Ontology annotation, biological process: rRNA processing. The record is from RefSeq and is a predicted model, not a curated record. The transcript is spliced from 3 exons. NCBI's taxonomy places the organism in Eukaryota, Fungi, Ascomycota, Eurotiomycetes, Eurotiales, Aspergillaceae. The coding region runs from base 1 to 567 and encodes 188 amino acids. Gene Ontology annotation, cellular component: small-subunit processome; Mpp10 complex; small ribosomal subunit.
AUGGUCCGCGAACUCAAGCACCACGAGAAAAAGCUCCUUAAAAAGGUUGACUUCCACAACUACAAGUCCGAUGGCGGCCACCGCGAACACCAAGUCCGCCAACGAUACCUCCUCCAAGACCCAAUGGACUACAAAAAGUACAACGCGCUCUGCGGAUCGCUCCGCCAACUCGCCCACAAGCUCUCCCAGCUCGACCCGGAAACAGACCCCCUGCGCAAGAAGCUCGAGUCCGAGCUCCUGGAGAAAUUGUGGCGCAUGGGAAUCCUCAAGCAAUCGCGUGAGCAGGGUGCCGGACUCUCCAAGGUUGAGCGUGAAGUCACUGUUUCUGCACUUUGCCGGAGACGGUUGGCUGUUUUCAUGGUGCGCUCUGGUAUGGUUGAGACUAUUAAGGCUGCCGCCACAUUCAUCGAACAAGGUCACGUCCGCGUUGGAACCGAAGUCGUCAAUGACCCUGCUUUCCUGGUCACCCGUAACAUGGAAGACUUCGUGACCUGGGUCGAUUCCAGUAAGAUCAAGCGCAACAUUCUCCGGUACCGUGAGAAGCUGGAUGACUAUGAUCUUCUGUGA